AUGCCCUGUGCCUUUCAGAUGCCUCAGGUCCUGGUUAAACUCAAGAAGUAUCCCCAAGGGGACAAGGAUUUCACUGAGGAUGUGAACUGUGCCUUCGAGUUCCUGCUCAAGCUGACGCCUCUGCUGGACAAGGCUGACCAGCGCUGCAACUGCAACUGCAUGAGCCUGCUCCUGCAGGAGUGCAGCAAGCAGGGGCUGCUCUCCGAGGCCAACAUGACCAACCUCAUUGACAAACGGACAGCAGACAAGGAAAACUCUCCGUGCUUGAAAUCGGCCGAGAAUGCCAACAUCCAGCCAAACCCAGGGCUCAUCCUGAGGGCUGAGCCCACUGUCACCAACAUCCUGAAGACCAUGGAUGCAGAUCACUCCAAGUCCCCCGAGGGCUUGCUGGGGGUCCUGGGUCACAUGCUGUCUGGGAAGAGCCUGGACUUGCUGCUGGCAGCAGCAGCAGCCACGGGCAAGCUGAAAUCCUUCGCUCGGAAGUUCGUCAAGCUGAACGAAUUCACCAAGCAAAUCACCGGAGAAAUCUCCAAGAGUGGCUCAGUUCGAGCUCUGCUCUUCGACAUCUCCUUCCUCAUGCUGUGCCACGUGGCCCAGACCUACGGCUCCGAGGUGAUCCUCUCAGAGUCGACCCCCCCGGGCGAGGUGCCCUUCUUUGAGACCUGGAUGCUGACCUGCAUGCCUGAGGAGGGGAAGAUCCUGAACCCUGACCACCCCUGCUUCCGCCCCGAUUCCACCAAGGUGGAGUCCCUGGUCGCCCUCCUCAACAACUCCUCCGAGAUGAAGCUGGUGCAGAUGAAGUGGCAUGAGGUGUGUCUGAGCAUCUCAGCUGCCAUCCUGGAGAUCCUCAACGCCUGGGAGAACGGUGUCCUCACCUUCGAGUCUAUCCAGAAAAUCACGGACAACAUCAAGGGGAAGGUGUGCAGCAUGGCAGUGUGUGCUGUGGCCUGGCUGGUGGCUCACGUGCGCAUGUUGGGGCUGGACGAGCGCGAGAAGUCUCUGCAGAUGAUCCGACAGCUGGCGACACCUCUCUACGGGGAGAACACACUGCAGUUCUACAACGAGCGUGUGGUGAUCAUGAGCUCCAUCCUGGAGCACAUGUGUGCGGACGUGCUGCAGCAAACGGCCACGCAGAUCAAGUUCCCUUCCACGGGCAUGGACACCAUUCCCUACUGGAACCUUCUGCCCCCCAAGAAGCCCAUCAAGGAGGUGCUGACCAACGUGUUCACCAAGGUGCUGGAGAAGGGUUGGGUGGACAGUCGCUCCAUCCACAUCUUCGACACCCUCCUGCACAUGGGGGGAGUCUACUGGUUCUGCAACAACCUGGUGAAGGAGCUGCUGAAGGAGACACGGAAGGAGCACACGCUGAGGGCUGUGGAGCUGCUCUAUGCCAUCUUCUGCCUGGACAUGCAGCAGCUGACGCUGACCCUCCUGGGCCACAUCCUGCCCAACCUGCUGACAGACUCCUCCAAGUGGCACACCCUGAUGGACCCCCCCGGGAAGGCCCUGGCCAAGCUGUCGGUGUGGUGUGCCCUGAGCUCCUACUCCUCCCACAACAAGGGCCAGGCCUCGGCCCGGCAGAAGAAGAGGCACCGGGAGGACAUCGAGGAUUACAUCAGCCUCUUCCCCCUGGAUGACACACAACCCUCCAAGCUCAUGAGGCUGCUGAGCUCCAACGAGGAGGAUUCCAACAUCCUCUCCAGCCCCAAUCGCUCCAUGAGCAGCUCUCUGUCUGCCUCCCAGCUCCACACUGUCAGCAUGAGGGACCCACUGAACAGGGUGCUGGCAAACCUCUUCCUGCUCAUCUCUUCCAUCCUGGGGGCCAAGACAGCUGGCACCCACACCCAGUUUGUGCAGUGGUUCAUGGAGGAGUGUGUGGAGUGCCUGGAGCAGGGCAGCCGUGGGAGCAUCCUCCAGUUCAUGCCCUUCACCGUGGUUUCAGAGCUGGUGAAGGUGUCCACCAUGUCCAGCCCCAAGAUUGUCCUGGCCAUCACGGAUCUCAGCCUGCCCUUGGGCCGACGCGUCGCGGCCAAGGCCAUCGCGGCGCUGUGAGCUGGGCAGCUCCCACCUGCAGCCAGGGG
Messenger RNA from Acanthisitta chloris (rifleman), 2081 nucleotides. It is a transcript of the gene MED24, whose product is annotated as mediator complex subunit 24. Lineage: Eukaryota; Metazoa; Chordata; Aves; Passeriformes; Acanthisittidae. Gene Ontology annotation, cellular component: mediator complex. The coding region runs from base 1 to 2052 and encodes 683 amino acids. The transcript has 17 exons. Gene Ontology annotation, molecular function: transcription coregulator activity. The record is from RefSeq and is a predicted model, not a curated record.